CUCUGAAAGCACUCAAAGGCCAGUAGUAGGACGGAAGGGGCUCCUCUUUCAAGCUAAUUUCGUGCUGAUUACGAUUAUGGCAUACCAUCAUCAAAAAGAUCGUUCCUUUCCUCUACCCUAGUUUUCUUUUCUUGGCCAGUUCCUGAAUUAAUAAUGACGUUGUUUUUAUACAGAAAAGGCAACAGCAUCUUCAAAAUGAGAUCAAUUGUAGUAAAUUCAACAAGUUUCUUCAACACGAGAUCAUCAUCUUCAUCGUCCACUCCAACCAUCCUUAAAAUCGGGGAAAUUUUUCGAGAAUCAAGGACUUUUUCAGAUGAUGAUAUCCUGCAAUAUUCAAGGCUGAGCUUUGACAGAAACCCUCUGCAUUUUGAUGUUGAUUGCGCCAGAAGUGCUGGGUUUGAAGAUCGAUUGGUUCCUGGAAUACUCGUUGCUUCUCUCUUUCCCAGGAUUAUAGCCACUCAAUUUCCAGGAGCUCUGUAUGUAUCACAAAACUUGAAAUUUCAGUUACCUAUCUAUGUUGGGGAAGAAAUCAUAGGUGAAGUAGAAACAACUCAUAUAAGACCUUUCAAGGAUAAGUACCUGGCAAAAUUCGUAACGAAAUGUUACAAAGAUGGUGGCAGAAUCGUUAUAGAUGGAGAUGCCAAGGCUCUGUUAACAAGUCUAUCCCUGAAGGGAGAAUCAUGCACAAGGCCGGAAUAAGCAUUAGAGCUCAAAUCUUGCUCGAUUAUUCGUUUGCGUGUGGGGGGGGAUUGUUGUGCAUUUUACAAGUGUAACUGGAAAAUGUUUAACCUCAUCUUUCUCUGUAGCAGUGUAAAGAAGUUACUACUCCUUCAAUAUCUAUUCACUGUAUAAUAUUUAGAUACUUUUGGUGUAUAAGUUGUGGCUGCCUAAGUUACACCUUCAAUUGCCUUCCUGAAUUUGUUUAAGUGUAUCACACAAUCAAGCACCAUCUGAUCCCAAAAGAGCAAUUCCAAGUGUGUUUAAUUCAAACCAAGUUUAAAUUUCAAAAACUCAUUAUAAUGUAUUUCUGCUUGUCAAACAUAAACAAAAAAAAGUAAGAAAGGUGCUUGAAUUUGGUAAAGAGUAAAAAACUAAUGCCAUAAAUAUUAUUAUUCCUUUCUCAAAAGUCAAAACAGCUUACAACAAAAUUCAGGGGCAAUCAAUCGCACACUCAUUGACAAUAUUCAGCCUUAGCCUAGCCUAGCUAACAAGCAUAAUGGUUACACAUGAUUUGUUUUCAUUGGUCUUUCACUCAACCCUCAAAAGGGGCAGCAUUACUAUUUUAUUAGACAGUAAGUCCUUGUGGAGCAGCAGCUACACCAGCCUUAGGCUUAGGCUUCUCUACUACAAUGGCUUGAGUGGUGAGUACCAUUCCCGC
Impatiens glandulifera is the source of this 1378-nucleotide messenger RNA. RefSeq names its product (R)-specific enoyl-CoA hydratase. The coding region runs from base 154 to 699 and encodes 181 amino acids. The transcript has 4 exons. Lineage: Eukaryota; Viridiplantae; Streptophyta; Magnoliopsida; Ericales; Balsaminaceae. The record is from RefSeq and is a predicted model, not a curated record.